AGGGUCCUAACAAAAGCUAAAAAGCAGGUUGAAUUUCCUAAAACACAUUUCCUAACUACUUGAAACCUCAGAUACAUUUCCUAAAUUCACUCCUACAUCCGAGCAAAAAAACAAUCUCACACUUUCCUACCCUAAUAAGAAGAUCAUUUGAAACCCACCAUUUUUCUCGCAAAACAAACAGACCCCAUAAAACUAGAAACUUAUAAAAAUGUCUGCAAAAAUCAAAAUUUCAAAACUCUGUACCAAACUCAAUACCAAGAAUAUAGGUAAAGCACUCCAUGUGGCACUCGCUGACGUCACCUUGUCAUAGGUCACCUGUCAAAAAGAGUCCUUCUUAGUAACAACUAUGAUAUUAUUGGUUUGUCUGUUCAUACCGUCACUCACUUUUUCUCUCUCCCUCUAAGCUCCCGAAUCCGGCUGCCUAGGGAAAGUUCAUGCUGAUAUAUAGCAUAUAUAUAUAUAUAUAUAUAUUAUAUGCACACAUAUAUAUGGGGAAAUCAGAUAUAUAGGGAGAACAAUUUGCGUCCAUCUCAAUCAGAUUGAGGUGGGUUUUGGAUGAAAUCUGAUUGAAUAUAUCUAUAUGAUCAUCAUCAUCGACGAUAUGGUCAUGUGUUGGAGUGAGAAAGAUGGAGAGUGUGUUGGCGGGCUCUCUGCUUCUGAAGAGUAUCAGAACACUCUGUUCGAUUCUGUCAGCUCAGAGAGCAAUGCUGUUUCUGGGUUUCAGAGCUCUAAACAUGUGUCCUUAAGAAUCAGACUCACAACAGACCUCAAUGAUCAGGAAAUAGAGGUGACUUCUUCUGAAGAAAACAGUCCACUUGGUUUGACAUUAAAAAAAACUCCUUCUUUUCUGAACUUAAUCGAAAUGAAGUUGGCUAAAUCAACGAACACAAUCAUAAAUCAUGAGUUGGAUCAGAACAGUGCUCAGGCGAGAAUGAAUGCUUUUAUAUCUCAGCCGAUGUCGGAGAAGUUAAAGGCUUCAAACUUCGCAGCUAUGCUGCUCAAAAUUGGUACUUGGGAGAGGAUUUCUAAGCAUGAAGGGGAUUUGGUAGCCAAAUGUUACUAUGCGAAACGGAAGCUGGUGUGGGAAGUGUUGGAAGGGGCAUUGAAGAGUAAGAUUGAAAUUCAGUGGUCAGACAUUUCUGCAAUUAGAGCCACUAUUGAAUUCGACCAACCGGGAAUUCUGGAAAUUGAGUUAAACCAACCACCUUUGUUCUUUCAAGAGACUAAUCCGCAGCCGCGAAAGCAUACACUUUGGCAGCAGGCAUCAGACUUUACCGGAGGCCAAGCUCCCAUCUUCAGGAGGCACUAUGUGAAAUUUCCACCAAAUUCACUCGACAAACACUACGAGAAGCUUCUGCAAUGCGAUCCACGUCUGCUCGCAUUGAGCCAGAAGCCUUUCCCGACUUCCGAAUCUCCAUAUUUCUACUCCAAUAUGUUUGGAAUCGGCGGUUUCUCCUUCAAUAUCAAUGGAUGCGGUCCAGAAUUUCCUCCCGGCCUACACUAUCCCUUUCCAACAAUUCCUUCGCCUUCUUUACUUCCUUCGCAUCAUGUGCACAAUUUCAAACCCACCCUACACCCUCUCGCAGUUAACAGACAGCCUCUUGCUGUUAUGGAUUCGAAUUCAUCAUUGUCAGUUAUGGAAGUGGAUUUUUCCUGGCCAACAGAUGACAAUGUUCACAGACACGCCUAUGGAAAUCAAAGUACAGUGUUUCGGGGUCAAGGAGGAAACAACACUGUGAAUGUUUUAUCUAGGGGAGAUCAAAUUCAAGGGCUGUCUUCUGUUUCUUCAGCAGCACAAGCCAAUCAAGCCUUUUCGACUCAAGCUUAUAAUGUAUGGGAAGAAGCAGAGAGGGCAAAUCCAAACACUGAAGUACUCACCAACAUCGAAAACCAUUUGCUUGGCGAUUCACAAGUUGUAUGCUCCGAUGAGAGGACACUCCUCGCGAGAGUGAGAUCGAUGAAUUCAUUGAUGGAGCCAUUUGAGGAAGAAAACUUUGGGAAUGACAUGGCCGCAUAUCAGAUGCAGCAGCAGUACAAACAAGGACUUAUUAUUGAUCAUUCAAUGUUUACUAGUGAGCAUCAUCAAAAAGUGGAUGGUGGACUAUUCUUACCGCAGCCAAUCCGUUGCUUGCCUGCACAAGAUUGCAACGAGAACCCGAUGAUGCAUAUGCCAUGUUAUGAUUCAUCGCUUCCAUACGUUUACCCAGAUCAAAUGGCAGAAGACUUUGUUCCUGUUGAUGCUGCCAAUGAGGUGCGGCGGUGGACAUGAUAAUGCAUUGAAGAUGGCAAAAGAGUGUGUGUGUGUGGGGGUGGGGGGACUGCCUAGGGUUGUGGAUGAGUAGGUUUUGUCUUUGUAAAAAGAGAAGGGAAAUAGUCUUCUACUUGUUUUUAGAGUUACUAGGAACGUUCACUCCUUUGUAACACCAAAACAACCAAAGUUUGUGACCUUUUCCCUUCUCCAAGUGUAAGAGGCUCUUUUACUAGUCUCCUUACAUCAAGAAUGCCUAAAAUUUUUACCUCAGUUGCAGUUAAGUGUUGUCGUAAGAGUAAACGGUG
Molecule: messenger RNA, 2556 nt
Organism: Cornus florida
Lineage: Eukaryota; Viridiplantae; Streptophyta; Magnoliopsida; Cornales; Cornaceae
Exons: 6
Coding region: 581-2269 (562 amino acids)
Source: RefSeq, a predicted model, not a curated record